CUCGCAGGUGCUUGAGCAGCUGGCUGCACGCCGUGACACGAGGAACAACCAUCUCCACUGUCCUAUUACACGCCCACUCCAGACACCCCCUAUCGCUGCGCCCCGGCCCUGCACCGCUCCCGCGCACCGCCCGCCCGCCUCGCAAACGCCGCAGGUCGCUGGACCGCAAUCUUGAAAGUGACGCGCAUGCGCCCGAGCGUCGCCAGCUGAGCCAUCGACACAAGAGCGCCCGCCCACAAUUUCCAGGAAACCCCCCACCCGCUUCCCAACCACACGCGAUGGCUUCGACGUCCGGCGUGGUGCGCCGGCGAGGCGCUGGUGCGGCGACUGGCAGCACCGAGGACGAGGGCAGCCGCGUGGCUUCCCCUGCGCCCCGGAGCGACCGCGACCGCGCGCCCGAGACGUCCUACGAGAACUCGGAGAACGGCCACAAGAUUGCGUUUGACCCGCGGGACAUUAGCGAGAAUGCCGAGCGCAGCAAGCAGCCGAAGCUGACGCUCAUGGAGGAGAUCAUCCUCAUGGGCCUGAAGGACAAGCAGGGCUACCUUUCCUUCUGGAACGACAACAUCUCAUAUGCACUGCGCGGAUGCAUCGUCAUAGAACUGGCCUUCCGGGGCCGCAUAAGCAUGCAGAAGGACUCGUCGCGGCGGCGCUUCCCGCUCGCGGACCGGGUCAUUGAGGUCAUCGACGACACGCUGACGGGGGAAGUGCUGCUGGACGAGGCCUUGAAGAUGAUGAAGUCGAGCGAGAAGAUGAGCGUCAACUCGUGGAUCGACCUCAUGAGCGGCGAGACUUGGAACCUCAUGAAGAUUGGCUACCAGCUCAAGCAAGUCCGCGAACGCCUCUGCAAGGGCCUCGUCGACAAGGGCAUCCUGCGCACCGAGAAGAAGAACUUCCUGCUGUUCGACAUGGCCACACAUCCGGUAGCAGAGGGCGCAGCAAAAGACGAGAUCAGACGCCGGGUACGCAACCUUCUUACCAACCGCACCGUUGUCCUUCCUGGCAGCCAGUUCCUCCCCGAAGAGCUGGAGUUUAGGACCCUCCGCACUGUCACAAUGGUCUGCGCCGCCUACGCCGCGAACGUGCUCGAGAACGCUCUCACCACCCUGGGACACGAGGCGAGGGAACGCGCUUUUGCUCAGGUCGACGAGCUGCUGGCAGAGUACUCGCAAUGGCCGUUCGCCAGGAGAGCGGGCGGUGGCCAGGGCGUAGGUGCCAACCUGGGCCAGCUGAUCAGCGACGAGAUCAGCGCCGGCAAGGACAGGGAGCUGCAGAUGGAGGUGGUGGCCGCGUGUCUGAGUGUCUUCACAAGGCUUGACUCUCUCCUCUGAUCCGCAUCAGUCGUUGCAGUAAUUAACUCGAUCAAGGUGCUCGCUCUCAGCCUUCCGCCCAGAGACUUCCGUGGCUUAUGCGGGAAUCGGGGGCGCCAGAUACAUAGCAGAGACCAUAGGGACCAGACUCGGACCCCGAUCAUGAUGGUGUUUCUAUAUGGGUGCGGUCUCUUCGUUCAUAGCGUUCUGUCCGCGGCAAAACGGUCUGGGGGACACAGGCAUCAGGCUUUGGGCUGUACGGUAGCAGCUUCUUCUUAUGAAAGCGUUUAAUCCAGACUGGACACCGUUAUGAUAAGCCAUUCGAACACAGAAAGGGCCGGAAGCAGCCGCUCUUUAUGAAGGCGUUUAAUCCAGAUUGGACACCAAUGUGCCG
Molecule: messenger RNA, 1704 nt
Organism: Didymella exigua CBS 183.55
Lineage: Eukaryota; Fungi; Ascomycota; Dothideomycetes; Pleosporales; Didymellaceae
Product: vacuolar protein sorting-associated protein 74
Exons: 4
Coding region: 279-1331 (350 amino acids)
Biological process (GO): Golgi organization; Golgi to plasma membrane protein transport; Golgi vesicle budding
Cellular component (GO): Golgi cisterna; cytosol; trans-Golgi network
Molecular function (GO): phosphatidylinositol-4-phosphate binding
Source: RefSeq, a predicted model, not a curated record